AUGCUUGGAACACCGUAUUCCUAUCGACUUCGUCGUGUUAAGAGACAUGUAACUUUGCUCUCGGUUCAUCGUUUUGUGCACGGACUGUUAUUGUUACAGAGAUCGUCUUUGCCUUUGCUGUUAAUUCUUUUAGCUAACGAUGUGGAAUUAAAUCCUGGUCCAGUUAUUUCAUCUGAGCAUCUCGAACACUGUUCAUCCGUCGUAAAUAAUCGAAGCAACACCAUCGCGACUGAACGUAAGACAUUUCGCUGUUUGAGCUGGAAUACGCGAAGUUUGUUUAGUUUACAUAGAACAUCUGAUGGAGAUAUGAUAUCAAAUAAUUCAAGUCUUCAAGAUUUUGUAUACUCGGAGCAAAUAGACAUCGUUUUCCUCACUGAAACGUGGCUGUCCGAUAAACACUUUGAUGCAGAAAUUUUACGUCAAGAUUAUAACGUUUUCCGUGUCGACCGUAAAUGUAAAACCGGCGGUGGCGUACUAAUAGCUACAAAAGAGUCUUCUUUUACAGAAACCAAGCAAGUAUGCUUUAAUCAAUCAGAUACUAAACUAGAAAUCGUCUGCGUUGAAUGCGCCACUAACAAUGCGCGAAUCCUUGUUGUCUGCUGCUACAGAGCUCCUGACUCCUCGUCAAAAUGGCUUCUCUCCUUUAAAAAGUUCUUAGACUACAUCAUGGACACUUACGAUAAAAUUAUAAUGACUGGUGAUUUCAACUUCCCGCGAAUCUCGUGGUCUGAAAGCAUGGUUAUCCCAACCGGUGAAUCCGAGAGAUUUUUCUACAACACCUUAUCUGACCAUUACUUAAGUCAAUUGAUCUUCGCUCCAACAAGAGAAACUAACGUUCUUGAUCUUAUCAUGACAAACAUUCCAGACAACGUUAACAACAUUGAAGUAAUUGAUCCAACCAAUUUCAAUUUGUUUUCCGACCACAAGUGCAUACUCUUUGAGUUUCAAAGUACAGCAACACCUUCCCACAAGCUCAAAAGAUCGGUUUACGAUUACAACCGUGCGGAUUUUGAAAAAAUGAACCGUACUUUUGAAUCGAUUGAAUUUGAAUUUAGCGAUCCCACAUCGAUGUCCGACAUUAACGAGAACUGGAAUUUAUGGAGAGACACUUUCCUUGCUGUAGCUGACGAAUGUAUUCCAACAAAGAUUGUAAAAGGAAGGUACAAUCCACCAUGGUUGACCGGUGAGAUAAAAUCUUUGAUCAAAAAGAAAGAAACACUACGGCGAAAAAUCCGUCGCGGAACAAAUUCUGCUGCACUUGUACAAAAAUACAAGAAUCUCCGCCGUACAUCUAAGAGAUUAAUCAAAGAAAGUCGGGAAAAGUUCUUUGGUUCCCUAAGCGAAGCUCUACCAUCCAAUCCGAAACUGUUCUGGUCAUUUUUUAAAACAACCACUAAAUCCAGCCGUAUUCUACAGCAAGUUUCCGUCGCGACAGGCAACGAAGACUCCCCACGCUUAGAUUCCACUAGUCAAAAACAAGCUGCAGAAAUGUUCAAUGACUACUUCCACUCAGUAUUUCUAACAGAAGGUGAUGAUAUUUCAAUCCCCACUACACCUGUAUGUGAAGAGACUAUUUCUGACAUUAUUUUAGACCCAAGUGAAGUAUAUGACGUUCUUCAUUGCCUCGAUCCUAGUAAAGCAUCUGGUCCAGAUAAUAUACCAAUCCGCUUACUAAAAGAAUGUGCGCACUCCAUCACACCAUCAUUAACAUGUCUCUUCAACAAAUCCUUAAAGCAGGCCUCCCUACCAUCAGAAUGGAAACUGUCCAACAUCAUCCCGCUUCAUAAAAAAGGAAUCAAGAGUUUUGUUGAGAAUUACAGACCAAUUUCCCUCAUGUGCGUUGUUGCGAAAGUUUUAAACGUUGUGUUUACAACCGUCUGAUUGGUCAUAUAGAGAACAUGAUAUCCGUCGCACAGCAUGGUUUUCUGAGAGGAAAGUCUUGCACAGGUCAGCUCAUUUCCGUUCUUCACCGCAUCAGUCAAAACCUGGAUUCAGGGAAACAAACAGAUAUCUUGUAUUUCGAUGUUGCUAAAGCGUUCGACACGGUGAAUCAUAGCCAUCUUUUAAAGAAACUCCAACGAUUUGGACUUAAGGACAAUAUUUUAACGUGGUUUAAAAGUUAUUUAUCCGGACGACAACAGCGUGUACUAGUCAACGGUGAGAUUUCAGAGACACGUCCAGUUUCCUCCGGCGUUCCGCAAGGAUCAAUACUCGGUCCACUCCUGUUUCUCAUCUACAUAAACGACCUUCCCGAAUCAAUAACCUCAUCCGCUGUUGACGUUUCCUUGUUUGCCGACGACACAAAAUGCAUCUCAGUUAUUGAAUCACCGGUUGACGCCUGUGUCCUUCAAGCUGAAGCGAGAAACGUGGAGAAAUGGGCUGAGUUUUGGAGGCUCAAAUUCAACGCCGAAAAAUGCAAAGUUCUGAGCGUUACGAGAAAACGUCAUCCUCUUGUUGCUGAAUACAUUGUCAACGGUAAAACUUUGCAGCAUGUUUCCUCGCAGAAAGACCUCGGAGUGACGGUUUGUUCAGAUCUCAGAUGGAACACUCAUAUUUACGAGCAAAUUACGAAAGCCAACCGCCUACUUGGUAUGCUCAAACGUUCGACUAUCAAAGUCAAAAACGUAAAUACCCGACGCUGUCUCUACCUUACACUUGUGAGAUCCCAUCUUGCUUAUGCCUCACAAGCGUGGUGUCCACAGACUAUCACCAUGUGUAUGGAGCUCGAACGCAUACAACGUAGAGCGACCAAAUUCGUACUGUCUUUACCAUUCCAAACGGACAUGCCAUACAAAACGAGACUCGCUGCGUUGAAUAUGCUACCUCUCUGUUACUGGCACGAAUAUCUUGAUAUCCUGUUCCUCUUCAAAUGCAAAUAUGGCUUGGUUAAAACUGAUAUCCUACCCGAAGAAGUGGACACUCUGACUUCAACCAUAAAUCUACGCUCUUCUAAUAACUCUCUUGUAAAAUAUAACAUUCCUAAAGUAAGAACACUAUGUCACCAGAACAGUUAUCUUAUACGA
Messenger RNA from Paramuricea clavata, 3023 nucleotides. NCBI's taxonomy places the organism in Eukaryota, Metazoa, Cnidaria, Anthozoa, Malacalcyonacea, Plexauridae. The record is from the annotation of a GenBank genome assembly.